AAGUACUAGUUCACCUCUUAUCACAGACAGCUGAUCUCUGCGAUCUCCCACCUCCCAAUUAACGCCUUCUUUGCUGCCCGCUGGCUAUGCUGCUAAGUUAAAAUUGUUCGGUCGCUCAGUAACACUGCUCUAGUAUUUUGGCACUGUUGCUGGAGGAGGAACGCAUAGUUUGUGACAAGGUCAAACAAGGUCUUCAGCAAGAACAAAAGUGAAAGUAAAACAAACAAAAAAUGUCACAGCUGUUGAAAAUGUCGAGAGGUCAUCUGCGGCAGCAAUACAAAUGCGCUGCUGCAUUCACUGCAGAGCUGCUGCCCUAUCUCGAUGGGCAGCAUAGGUCGAUGUCGUCGGCCACGGGCGGCAAAGGUGAAUAUGAUCUCGUAGUAGUGGGCGGGGGCAUAGUAGGCGCGGCUUCGGCACGAGAGAUCCUACUCCGUCAUCCGACGCUCAAAUUGGCCAUUUUGGAAAAGGAGCCCAAGUUGGCGAUGCAUCAGAGCGGUCACAACUCGGGCGUCAUCCAUGCGGGCAUCUACUACAAGCCGGGCACACUGAAGGCUCGCCUGUGCGUGGAGGGCCUAAACCUUGCCUACAAGUACCUGGACGAGCAUCAGAUACCGUACAAGAAGUGCGGCAAGCUGAUUGUGGCAACAGAUGAGAAGGAGGUGAAGUUGCUGGAGGAUCUGCAUGAUCGCGGCAUCAAGAACCAGGUGCGGGACCUGCGCAUGAUCGACGGCAAUCAAAUCAAGGAGAUCGAACCAUAUUGCCAAGGCCUCAAGGCGCUGCACAGUCCCCACACGGGCAUCGUGGACUGGGGCCUGGUCACCCAGCAUUACGGCGAGGACUUCAAGAGGGCAGGCGGCGACAUCUACUUGAACUUCAAUGUGACCAAGUUCACCGAAACCAAAGAAGGUUCCGACUAUCCCGUCACCAUACACAGUGGGAAGGAUGGCCGGCAGGUGCGCACCAAGAAUGUUCUCACCUGCGGCGGCCUGCAGUCCGAUCUGCUGGCCGAGCUGACGGGCUGUCCGCGAGCGCCACGCAUCGUGCCCUUCCGCGGCGAGUAUCUGCUUCUGUCCAAGGAGAAACAGCACAUGGUGCGUGGCAAUAUAUAUCCAGUGCCGGAUCCGCGCUUCCCCUUCCUUGGCGUCCACUUCACACCACGCAUGGAUGGCAAAAUCUGGCUGGGACCCAAUGCGGUGCUCGCAAUGAAGCGGGAAGGCUAUACCUGGGGCGACAUCAAUCUGUUGGAACUCUUUGAUGCGCUGCGCUAUCCCGGCUUCCUGAAGAUGGCCAGCAAAUAUAUAGGCUUCGGCUUCAGCGAGAUGGCCAAGUCGGCGUUCAUCAAUCUGCAGGUGAAGGCGCUGCAGAAGUACAUCCCAGACAUCACCGAAUACGAUAUCGAGCGUGGGCCGGCGGGUGUGCGCGCCCAGGCGCUCGACAUGAGCGGCAAUCUGGUCGAUGAUUUCGUCUUUGAUCGCGGCGAGGGCAGCGGAGCGCUGGCCAAGCGGGUGCUCCACUGCCGCAAUGCACCAUCGCCAGGCGCAACGAGCAGCUUAGCCAUCGCCAAGAUGAUCGCCGACAAGAUCGAAACGGAGUUUGCCAUUGGCAAGGCCAACUAGUUCCAAUUGGACUCCAGCUAAUAUUUCUUAUUCUGUGCAUUUCUCGCUCAUUCACUUUAAAUCAUAAACUCUUUUCGAUCACCCCAAUGUUUUUACCAUUGUUGAUUGUCUUUGUUUUUAUUUUGCGAAUAGAUUUAAUAUCUAUUUACUUUUUUGUUAUUUUGUA
Drosophila navojoa is the source of this 1782-nucleotide messenger RNA. RefSeq names its product L-2-hydroxyglutarate dehydrogenase (gene L2HGDH). Lineage: Eukaryota; Metazoa; Arthropoda; Insecta; Diptera; Drosophilidae. Gene Ontology annotation, molecular function: (S)-2-hydroxyglutarate dehydrogenase activity. The record is from RefSeq and is a predicted model, not a curated record.